This is a messenger RNA of Penicillium salamii, 1389 nucleotides long. Lineage: Eukaryota; Fungi; Ascomycota; Eurotiomycetes; Eurotiales; Aspergillaceae. The record is from the annotation of a GenBank genome assembly.
AUGCCCGGUGUGCCAAAUGGACGGGCCUGUGAUGGGUGUCGCAAACAAAAGAAAAAGUGCGACGAGAAACAGCCGACCUGCGGCCGAUGUCUUCGCCUCAAACUAACCUGUGUGGGGUCCGGUCAGCAGAGAUAUAAAUUCAAACAAGAGCAUCGAUUUUCGUCUCAAUCCAACCAAAAUCAGAUCAUAAAAUUCGACUCACCAAACUCGAGUGGAAACCGCACUCCUCCUUUUGAAAUCCCCCAAACAUGCCCCGGUAAUAAUAUCACAUUCCUGACCGGAUCGUUUGUUGGCGCUAUCAAACGGACCAAUGAUCUUCGGUACAACCUAUGGUGGUCCUUUGGUAUCUUUCUUGAGGAGGUUCCUCGACGUAUUGGCACCAACGAAGCACUUGACCGCGCAGUUGACGCGUUGGCAACUGCACAUGCAAGUUUUUGUUCCCGCCGAUCGGUUUCAAUAGAGGCUUUAUCCAAAUACUCUUCGGCUCUUAAAACUUUGAGAAUCUAUUUGGAUGACCCCAUCCAAGCAAUCUCUUCCAACACACUAUGUGCGGUUAUGAUCUUAUUGCUGUGUCAAUCAUUCCACGGGCAGAAUGGGCGAACAAUUACAGGCCACGCACAGGGUGCUUCCAACAUUCUCCGGGCCCGAAAGCAUUUCGGACCCCGUGAUGAAUUUGAGCAAAAGUUAUUCCUCUCGCUAAGGGGCAGUGUUCUGUUUGAGGGCUUAUAUAAUGACGCCAUCGACCUCAGUUCCGAUGAAUGGGAUGCCUUGGUGAUAAACGACUUUGAUCAAGAUCACCCCGAAGGCCGUAUCCUACGAUGCCUAGCUAAGGCUCCCGUCUUAAUCAAACGUGGCAAACAAGCCAAGAUCAAUAUGCAAGAUCUACGGCCUCCGGCAAAAGAGGUCCAGCCAAUAUAUGAGGAGUGCAAGCUAAUAUUGAAGGACCUGAAAGCAAGGAAAGUUGAUUGCGAAUCAUCUGAUCUUGGCAACAACAUGGCGACAUUCAUAACGCGGUUAUUACAGGCCCAUUAUCUCCGCACUUAUGGCAUCGGGCUCGGAAUUACCCUGUUUUUCAACUGCAUGCUUCAGGCACUGGACCCCGGGGACUAUAUCUACAGUACAGAAUCACGGUCGCUCGUCGAGGAGACACUCUUGCAUGCCCAGGAGUCCAACAUGUUCAGGCCUGUUGGAGCAGGCUACAAUUUAAUGUGUCUAGCGGCAGCAUGGGCUGCUACCACGGACUCCCAACUACGACUACAGGUCGAGGCAUCCAUGUUUGAUUAUUAUGGAGAUUUCUCAGUCAACAAUCGUCCCUAUCUAUACGAGCACUUGGAAUUGGCAAGAGACAACUUAUGGCUUGGUUCACCUAUAGUACCAAGAGUUGAUUAA